AUUAUGGCUUCUCUUUUUCUAUCCAAAUUUUCUUUCUUUCCUUUACUAAUAAUAAUAACUUUAUUUUUUCACUCUUCUCAUUGUGAUGUCCUAACAAAAUGUCGCAUCACAUCACUUUUCCAGUUCGGCGAUUCUAUUGCCGAUGCUGGAAACGUGAUCCGCAUACCUGGUGCCGUCAUAUCGGCCCAGGCUUGGGGUCUACCUUAUGGUGAAACCUUUUUUCAUAAACCUACUGGACGUUUUUCUGAUGGUCGUAUUAUUGCUGAUUACAUUGCCUCUGCUCUCAAUCUCCCAUUCCUCAAUCCUUACAUGGACAAAUCAGGUGUUUCCUUUAGUCAAGGUGCUAAUUUCGCCGUUGCUGGUGCAACGGCGAUGAAUAACUCUUUUUUGGCGGAGAGGGGCAUUGGAUUUGUCCCGUUCAACGUUCCUCUCCCCAGUCAAUUAGAGUGGUUUAAAUCUCACCUCCAGUCAACAUAUGGGUCCAAGUGUGCUAGAACUCUACGAAACUCUCUUGUAGUAUUGGGAGAGUUUGGUGGAGUUGAUUAUUGGAAUGCUUUAGCGGGAAAUAAACCUGAACCUGAGGUACGUACAUAUGUACCUUUAAUUAUUGAUGGCAUUAUGAGUGCCAUCAAAGAGGUGAUCCAAUUAGGAUCAACUCGCAUUUUGGUUCCAGGAGUUUUCCCUUUUGGGUGUCUAUCAGCAUACCUAACAAGAUUUCCUGACACGAAUCCAAAUGCUUACGAUCAAUUUGGUUGUUUGAAAUUUUAUAAUAGUUUCGCUACGUACCACAAUACUGAGCUAAAGAAGGCUCUAGAAAAUCUACAAUGUGAGUUCCCACGUGUUAAAAUUGUCUAUGGGGAUUACUAUGGUGGGUUCAGACUUAUUUUUCGAUAUGCAUCUUGGUUGGGAUUUAAUCCAAAUACAUUGGUAUCGGCAUGUUGUGGAAGUGGAGGACGAUACAAUACAGCCGGGGGAUGUGGGACACCUAGUACCAAUGUAUGUCCUAACCCGUCCCAAUACGUCAAUUGGGACGGGCUUCAUCUGACAGAUGAAGCUUAUCAUCGUAUUUCUAACGUUGUUAUCAACAAUAUGCUUCCAAAAUUUGGGUGUUACGGACUUGGAAAUUCGAGUGUAAUGUCUAGUUAUUGA
Molecule: messenger RNA, 1149 nt
Organism: Solanum verrucosum
Lineage: Eukaryota; Viridiplantae; Streptophyta; Magnoliopsida; Solanales; Solanaceae
Product: acetylajmalan esterase-like
Exons: 1
Coding region: 4-1149 (381 amino acids)
Molecular function (GO): hydrolase activity, acting on ester bonds
Source: RefSeq, a predicted model, not a curated record